Messenger RNA from Lactuca saligna, 1681 nucleotides. Lineage: Eukaryota; Viridiplantae; Streptophyta; Magnoliopsida; Asterales; Asteraceae. The record is from the annotation of a GenBank genome assembly.
AUGAAUCCCUUUUCGUCUGGGACGCGUCUAAGGGACAUGAUUAGGGCAAUACGAGCCUGCAAAACUGCUGCAGAAGAGCGUGCUGUUGUUAGAAAAGAAUGUGCUUCUAUUCGUGCAUCAGUUAGUGAUAAUGAUAAUGAUUACAGACACCGUAACUUGGCAAAGCUCAUGUUCAGUCACAUGUUAGGAUACCCAACACAUUUUGGCCAAAUGGAAUGCUUGAAACUUAUAGCAGCUCCUGGAUUCCCUGAAAAGAGAAUAGGAUAUCUGGGACUUCUGUUGGUUCUUGAUGAAAGACAAGAAGUUUUGAUGCUUGUCACCAAUUCACUAAAGCAAGAUCUUAACCACACCAAUCAGUACAUUGUGGGACUAGCUCUUUGUGCUUUGGGUAAUAUAUGUUCAGCAGAAAUGGCUCGUGAUCUUGCACCUGAAGUUGAAAGAUUGCUGCAAUUUCGAGAUCCAAAUAUUCGUAAGAAAGCAGCAUUGUGCUCAAUAAAGAUUGUAAAGAAGGUCCCUGACCUUGCAGAAAAUUUUGUCAACCCUGUUGUUUCCUUACUUAAAGAAAAACAUCAUGGGGUUCUUUUAACAGCAAUCCAGCUCUGUACAGAUCUCUGUAACCUUAAUGAAGAGGCUCUUGAAUUUUUCAGGAAGAAAUGCACAGAGUGUAUUGCAGACCCUUUUCUUCAUAUAAGACUGCUUCGCCUUUUGCCUGUUUUGGGCCAUGGAGAUGCUAAUGCUAGUGAUUCCAUGAAUGACAUUCUUGCCCAGGUGGCAACAAAAACUGAGUCAAACAAGAAUGCAGGGAAUGCAAUACUUUAUGAAUGUGUAGAAACCAUUAUGAGCAUUGAAGAUAGCAGUGGUUUAUGUGUUCUUGCAAUCAAUAUAUUGGGAAGAUUCUUGUCUAAUCGUGACAACAAUAUCAGAUAUGUUGCAUUGAACAUGCUGAUGAAAGCAAUUUCAGUAGAUGAUCAAGCAGUUCAGAGACAUCGUGCAACAAUCUUGGAAUGUGUAAAGGAUUCAGAUGCUUCAAUUCGUAAAAGAGCUCUUGAACUUGUAUACCUUCUGGUGAAUGAGACGAAUGUCAAACCUUUGACCAAGGAGUUAAUUGAUUAUCUACAUGUAAGCUUUCCCUUGAUAAGAUUUGGUACAUUGAUCAGAUGCUCAUGGUUCUUUCUGAGAUUAGGGAGGACACUUGUAAUGGAACUGAUGAUUGUUGCUGGAAAGGUUGUUCCUAUUUUACAGCUGGAACAUGGAGUAGCUGUUGUUAUAGUGUAUGCAGGGUCAUUCAUGACUUCUCUUGAUAUAGGAGCGUUUUCAAUAUCUAUAAUUAAGGCAGAGCAAGCAAUUCUACAAUGCCUGGAUGUUGCAGCUAAGGCUCCACAUUGGCCUAUUGGUGUUGAUGGCUACUCUCAAUCUUAUCUGGAAGCUAAUUUGUUUAAGCAUUAUCAGCAAGAUGCAGUAAAGACUUGGAGUUGAAUUUGGCUAAGUCAUUAUUGAGUGAGAUGGGCCAAUGCACAACUGCUUAUCCAUAUAAUCAGCUGUUUGGAGCAUUAGUCUUAAAGAAUUAUGAAAGGCAAGAUGCAACUUUAGUUAGUUGGAAUUCGAUGUACAUAGUAGAUUAGAUGCAAAUUUAUAUAUUGUAAGAAAUAGAAUUGUAUGACAUUAAAGUUAUGUAAUGGAU